AAAAAACAACGAGCGCGGCGUGUAAACAACAAAAAACACGCGACACGCGAUUUCGCGUUAAUUUUCCGAUCAUUCCACGGUGCAAUUAUCAGCUACCCAAUAAAACAUGAUUUCCAGGGCACACGUCAUCGGAUAGAACGGGAAACGAGUUUUGUUAUGCUGGUGACCGGCGCAAAUGUACAAGAUGUGGAUCACGUGGAAAGCGUUCAUGUACUUCACCUUGAUAUCAUUACUCGAAGCCACGCUGGAUUGGCCCGAGCCAAACGAUGAACUCAUGCUCAGUCUCACCAGGGGCCAUUUGCACGAGUACGAGCUUACGCAGGCGCACAAUCUGUACCGACAGGAUGUACUCCAAAAAUCGUGCAUUUACAGCGUUGCCAAAGACGAUAUUGCCGAGCGGAUAGAACUGCUGAAGGAAUUUCCCACCGAUCAUCUGCUGAUCGACCGUGAUCACAAGUUUCUUUACUGUUACGUACCAAAGGUCGCCUGUACGAACUGGAAACGUAUGAUGAUGAUCAUGGUGAGCAAGUGGAAUGGGACAGACCCGCUACAAAUUCCGGCCGAUUUGGCACAUUCGGCGGGUAUGUUCGAAACGUUCCAAUCGCUCAGCGACGAAGAGAAAGCCGUCGUGCUGUCCGAUUACAAUCGCUUCAUUCUGGUUCGACAUCCACUGGAGCGGUUGCUCUCGGCCUUUCGAAACAAACUCGAGGGCAACUCCCGUAGCGCCAAAUAUUUUCAGUCCCGCAUCGGCCGGCAGAUCAUUAAAUCGUUUCGGCUGCACGCGACGAACGAAUCGCUUGCCAACGCGAACGACGUUACGUUCUACGAGUUCAUACAGUACCUACUUACGCCCGAGCUAAGCAAGAGCGGCAACAUGUCGUUUAAUGAGCAUUGGGAACCGAUUUCCAACCUCUGUCAUCCGUGCCUGGUGCAUUACAACAUCAUCGGCAAGUACGAGACGCUGGCCGAUGACUCGUCGCUCGCCCUGCAUAUGGCCGGCGCCGGCAGCCUGAGCUUCCCGUUGGUCUACAAGACCGCGAGCACCCGGGAACGCUUGAAACAGUACUUUAACGACAUUCCAUUCGAAACGUUGAAACGUUUGUAUUUGUUAUACGAGAGCGAUUUUAAAAAUUUUGACUACGGCCUCGAGGAAAUUUUUGGCCUAGAGCUUGUCUAGAUUAGGGGGGAGAUUAGGGGUAGUGUUAACAAAAUGGCUUUCGCAGUUUAGCGAGCAUUUAGCCACGGGGCGAGGGUUGUUAUUUUUUUGCUUUUAAUAUCCGGUUUUAUCCCAACGAAACACGUAUACCUAGCGGUACUUAUGGCAUACAGGGAAAGCGAAGCAGAAUGGUUUAAGGUUUUCCAUUUUAUUUGACAAUGAUCAUGUGAUAUUAUACUGCUAAUGUGGGGGCAUUUAAAAUAAAUGGUAUUACUAAUACUCUGCAACAGACUCUGCUACGCUGAGUUAGUUUUUCGAUUCAUUUGUCGGUUCUUCGCCUUCUUCCAGGGUUUUAUUCGGUUGUUCU
Anopheles darlingi is the source of this 1523-nucleotide messenger RNA. Its product is annotated as carbohydrate sulfotransferase 11. The record is from RefSeq and is a predicted model, not a curated record. The coding region runs from base 176 to 1177 and encodes 333 amino acids. The transcript is spliced from 4 exons. Gene Ontology annotation, molecular function: sulfotransferase activity. NCBI's taxonomy places the organism in Eukaryota, Metazoa, Arthropoda, Insecta, Diptera, Culicidae. Gene Ontology annotation, cellular component: membrane. Gene Ontology annotation, biological process: carbohydrate biosynthetic process.